UCCCCACCGCUUCCGGCCGCGCCGCGCCCGCGCCCCUCGCCUGUGGAUGCUGCGCUUGUCGGGCAGGAACAUGAAGGUGCUGUUGGUCGCCGCGCUCGUCGUGGGCUCCGUCGUCUUCCUGCUGCUGCCGGGACCCUCCGCGGCCGACGAGAAGAAAAAGGGGCCCAAAGUCACCGUCAAGGUGUACUUCGAUCUGCGCGUGGGCGAUGAGGACAUUGGCCGGGUGGUCAUCGGUCUCUUCGGGAAGACUGUGCCCAAGACAGUGGAUAAUUUCGUGGCUUUAGCCACAGGAGAGAAAGGAUUUGGCUACAAAAACAGCAAGUUCCACCGGGUGAUCAAGGACUUCAUGAUCCAGGGUGGAGACUUCACCCGUGGCGACGGCACUGGAGGUAAGAGCAUCUAUGGCGAACGCUUCCCUGAUGAGAACUUCAAGCUGAAGCACUACGGUCCGGGCUGGGUGAGCAUGGCCAACGCGGGCAAAGACACCAACGGCUCCCAGUUCUUCAUCACUACGGUCAAGACUGCCUGGCUGGAUGGCAAGCACGUGGUGUUCGGGAAAGUUAUUGAGGGCAUGGAGGUCGUGCGCAAGGUGGAGAGCACCAAGACAGACGGGCGGGACCGGCCCCUGAAGGACGUGACCAUUGCGGACUGUGGCAAGAUCGAGGUGGAGAAGCCGUUUGCCAUCGCCAAGGAAUAGAGCUGCAGGGAGCACUUCCUGUGAGCACGUGUCUGCAGCCAGCAGGGUCCUCCGAAGGCAGAGACUGCCUCCGCGCCAUGUUUUACCAGGGGUGCUGGCGUCCAGGGAGCGGACCCCACCCACAUCCACUUGCCCGGCCACCCACCCACCAGGCUCGGUUUUAUAACAAAUUCUUACCAAUGCUGCAAAGUACAAAUAAUAAAAGGUGGGUUUUU
Molecule: messenger RNA, 912 nt
Organism: Sorex fumeus (smoky shrew)
Lineage: Eukaryota; Metazoa; Chordata; Mammalia; Eulipotyphla; Soricidae
Gene: PPIB
Product: peptidylprolyl isomerase B
Exons: 5
Coding region: 47-697 (216 amino acids)
Biological process (GO): protein folding; protein peptidyl-prolyl isomerization
Cellular component (GO): intracellular membrane-bounded organelle
Molecular function (GO): peptidyl-prolyl cis-trans isomerase activity
Source: RefSeq, a predicted model, not a curated record